CUCACUUUUAUUCGGCGAUUUGGCGUUGUAGGUGGUCCAUUGAUAAAGCGUCGUUAAUUUUUCUUUUUCAAUAAGUGGAAUAGUUAAUUAAAUUUUUAACUUAGUUUUACUAACAACUGAAUAUUAAUAAGCAAUUAAGAUGGAUAUUCGUCCGAAUAAUACCAUUUAUAUCAACAAUUUAAACGAAAAAGUAAAAAAAGAGGAACUAAAGAAAUCUCUGUACGCCAUAUUUUCACAAUUUGGCCAAAUUUUGGAUAUAGUAGCAUUGAAAACGAUAAAAAUGCGUGGCCAAGCUUUCGUAAUUUUCAAAGAAAUCCAAAGCUCCACGAACGCUUUAAGAUCGAUGCAAGGCUUCCCUUUUUACGAUAAACCAAUGCGUAUACAGUAUGCGAAACAGGACUCUGACAUGAUUUCGAAGAUGAAAGGAACGUUUCAAGAGCGUCCAAAGAAAGUUAAACCAGCGAUAUCUCGAGACGAUGAUGCUCCAAGAAAGAAAAAGAAGAACAAGGACCCCAAUAGGCCUCCUGGUGGGGCUAAUGCCGAACAGCCUCCUAACCAAAUUCUUUUCCUUACAAAUCUUCCUGAUGAGACCAGCGAGAUGAUGUUGUCCAUGUUGUUUAACCAGUUCCCUGGGUUCAAAGAAGUGCGUUUGGUGCCGAACCGACACGACAUAGCUUUUGUUGAAUUCGAGAAUGAAUUACAAUCAGGAGCUGCCAAGGAUGCUCUACAAGGAUUCAAGAUCACCCCCACGCAUGCUAUGAAAAUAUCCUUCGCGAAAAAAUAGAUUUUAUUUAGUUUAAUUUUUUAUUUAAGAAUAUGUAUAACUUGACUUAAGAUAACCACCCAAUUUGAUAUAAAAAGUAUCAAAAUAA
Psylliodes chrysocephalus is the source of this 872-nucleotide messenger RNA. The record is from the annotation of a GenBank genome assembly. Lineage: Eukaryota; Metazoa; Arthropoda; Insecta; Coleoptera; Chrysomelidae.